AUGUCGAGCCUUCAGAAGCAACAUAUCCGCUCUACCCAAUUGAUAGGCCAUAUUACUCUCGUUCUGUUGAAGGGUAACGCUCUGCGUGCGUAUGAAUAUUGGAUACAUUUGCAUCGUUCCCUAUCGCACACAAUGACCAAACUCACGUUGAUAUUCGCCAUUCUGGCGCCCACUCCCUCGACUAUCGAUAUAUGCGGCUUUGUGAUGAUGCUUACUUCAACAACUGUGCUUGGCAGUACAACGUUCCUACCGGAAAGUGCCUUAACACUGGUGCUGGCUAUGGCUGGAAUAGAUUCCACAACGAUGCUGUGA
This is a messenger RNA of Guyanagaster necrorhizus, 312 nucleotides long. RefSeq lists its product as uncharacterized. NCBI's taxonomy places the organism in Eukaryota, Fungi, Basidiomycota, Agaricomycetes, Agaricales, Physalacriaceae. The transcript has 2 exons. The record is from RefSeq and is a predicted model, not a curated record. Bases 1 to 312 code for a protein of 103 amino acids.